Messenger RNA from Rhagoletis zephyria (snowberry fruit fly), 2177 nucleotides. Its product is annotated as transcriptional adapter 3-B-like. Gene Ontology annotation, molecular function: transcription coactivator activity. Lineage: Eukaryota; Metazoa; Arthropoda; Insecta; Diptera; Tephritidae. Gene Ontology annotation, biological process: regulation of transcription by RNA polymerase II. The record is from RefSeq and is a predicted model, not a curated record. Gene Ontology annotation, cellular component: SAGA complex.
UCAAAUAGUUGGCAACGUGGCCUUGACAGCUGAGCCCGUAAAAAAAUCAUCAACGCGUAGUUUUGUAAACGCCACAAAAUAAACUGAAUUUUACGAAUAUUCGGCAUUAAAUAUCACUUUCAAUGGCUACAAGUAACGCAAAAGGCCUCAAAGCUUCAACGUUUGGUGCUAGUUCAUCGGGAGGUGGUAACAGAACUGGCGGAAAAACCGGCCCAGUUUCGACAACAUCGCAGCCCGAUGCUGACUCAGUCACCAGCACCAUUAAUAUACCGCUCAUAAAAAUAAAAGACAGUAGCAAACAAUUACCCACAUACCAUGCAGCGCUACAACGUUCUGCAGAGGAUUAUCUAGCCGCCGAGGAUUUGGAUAACAUACAGUUGGAACUUGAAACUCUACUUUCAAGUGUGGCGCUUCGUUACCGCGUCUUGAAGUCGGAGUAUGAGAGCUUGGACAAAGAUGAGCGUCGUAUCGAACGACGCUCCAAACAUGGUGCCAGUGGCGCAGACACUCCAAUAGCCAAUGCGGGUGCUUCGUCCAGCGGCAAACGUAAGCGCGAUGAAACAUCAAGCGUACGCAAACCGAAACACACACCCGCAUCAUCGUUAAAAUACUCAAAACAUGCCAAAAAUAGCCCGGUUGCGCCAAAUACGGAUGAUAGUUUGGAUUAUGUACCACCAUCGGGUUCGCAUGGUCACGGUCAAAACCGCGAUCAUCACUUGCAAAAGGUGACAUUGCCCAAAAAUGACACACCAAAUAAAUUUUGGCUUUCCGUCGAACCGUACUGUAUGCCAUUAACAAACGAGGACCUACGUCUGCUCGAUGAUCUAUUGGAGCAGUAUUCUGGACCAUUAGUGCCACCAAUACCAGAGCUAGGGCCACAUUAUUCUAGCAUUUGGGCCACCGAAGAUUUGAAGGAAGUGCAACAAGCUUCAAAUCCAAAUGCCAAUUCAAAUCGUUUGAAACCGCAAAACAGCGCUUCAAAUGCUAUGAUAAAGAAAGCUGAGUCUAUAAUGGACGAAUGUGUUACUGGACCCUUGACACAGCGUCUAGUGUCGGCGCUACUAGAAGAGCAGCUAAUCCAAAAUCCCAGUGAGUUGUCCGCAGCUGCAGUUGCCGAUAGCAGCAAUAGCAGUAGCGAAAAUACGCACUCCUCAGCACAAAUGAAUUUCCGUUCGCUGUCUUUGCUACGCAAUUGCAUCGAUAUUGAAAAACGUGUUAAAAAGGAACUCAUCGAACAGGGUAUUCUUGAUUUGAACGAUUUUCCAAACAAUGAUGAAGACGAAAUUCACGCAGAGAUAAAACGUCUAAUUGCCGAACUAUCUGCAAUUGCAGAGUACAAUGGUGCCGCACUGAAACGGUUGCAUGAAUCAGCCGCUGAGGAGAUCAAGCGUCUAGAAAUCAAACGCAAACUUGACACAAUCGAUCAGGAAAUACUUGAAGCCUAUAAACGUACAAUGCAAAAUAAAGCCAAACGCAAGCCACUCAGUACCGAGGAUCAGCAAGAAAUUUAUCGCUUGACUUCGGAGCAAAAAGCGCUUUCUGACCAGUUGGAGCGCAUACAGGCCAAUUGCUUUCUAUAUGAAUAGUUUUUAGCCACCACUGGUGGAGGGCAAGAACAACCAGAUACGCGCGUUAAUAGUGCAGCACCUGAACGCUCUAUACUAGUGGCGCUUUUAAAUGAGAAAUAGUAAUUAUUUUCACAAUUGAACUAUUGAGUUUAAAAAACGGCAUAAUUUAAACCAUUUUUUUUGUCAACUACUAUACAUAUACAUACAUACUGAACUUACCGCGAGCAGCACACCUCUUCACUGUAACACAAUUAAAAACGUAAUAAACAGCCAAUAUGCUGAAACACUGAGGACUUUAAAAUCGUAGUUGUGUUAAUUAUUCGAAGCUAGGGAAAAUCGGAAACUGAAGAUUGUUUGAGAAUGAAUUCGAGGUCACAGCUGCGGCCAUUAAAAUGAGAACGCUUAGUUUUUAGUAAAUCAACUUUUGGAUGACCGAAUGUAGAGCUAAAUCUGUCGACACAUAUUUUCCCUUUGAAAUGGUUACAUAGUAUAAUCAUUUUCGAAAAAACCCUUCUGUGGGAUUAAUACUUAAAAUUACACAAAGGCCACAAAAUGUAUAGUAAUAAAGUGCUAUGAAAAUAUGUUAGCCUCCACAGUACCUGUUGCACU